AUGAGGCCCCUCCGCGCGUGGUUUGCCAUGUGCCUCGUAGCGAUUUUGUUGUUUACCGUCGUUGAUGUGUCGGCGCUCUAUGUGCGCGGGAAAGCAACUCGCGCCAUUUUUAUCGCUGUUAUGGCGUCAUCAGUAUGGAUAUGCUAUGUCCUGCUUCUCUUCAUCUUCCUCUACCGGCCUUUGCGUCGUUGUACUGCUUUGUACCGAACGGGUUGCUGUUGCCGCAAUGGCAGUAGUGCAGCGAAUAAUGGUGUUCGAUUGUGGUUCAAGGAGCAACACAGUCUCGACGUGUGCGUUGAAGAGCUGCGGAAUGGUAUGGUGGACAUUGAAGGAUUAAAAAGAACAUGA
Molecule: messenger RNA, 348 nt
Organism: Trypanosoma brucei brucei TREU927
Lineage: Eukaryota; Euglenozoa; Kinetoplastea; Trypanosomatida; Trypanosomatidae
Exons: 1
Coding region: 1-348 (115 amino acids)
Source: RefSeq, a predicted model, not a curated record